Procambarus clarkii (red swamp crayfish) is the source of this 708-nucleotide messenger RNA. RefSeq names its product PWWP domain-containing DNA repair factor 4-like. Lineage: Eukaryota; Metazoa; Arthropoda; Malacostraca; Decapoda; Cambaridae. The record is from RefSeq and is a predicted model, not a curated record.
AUGGAUGUAAACAACAGCCCAGGCUACAUGGAUGUAAACGACAGCCCGAGCUACAUGGACGUAAACACCAGCCCGGGCUACAUGGACUUAAACAACAGCCCGAGGUACAUGGACGUAAACACCAGCCCGGGCUACAUGGACGUAAACACCAGCCUGGGCUACAUGGACGUAAACACCAGCCUGGGCUACAUGGACGUAAACAACAGCCCGGGCUACAUGGACGUAAACACCAGCCUGGGCUACAUGGACGUAAACACCAGCUUGGGCUACAUGGACGUAAACACCAGCUUGGGCUACAUGGACGUAAACAACAGCCCGGGCUACAUGGACGUAAACACCAGCUUGGGCUACAUGGACGUAAACACCAGCCUGGGCUACAUGGACGCAAACACCAGCCUGGGCUACAUGGACGUAAACACCAGCCCGGGCUACACGGACGUAAACAACAGCCCGGGCUACAUGGACGUAAACACCAGCUUGGGCUACAUGGACGUAAACACCAGCUUGGGCUACAUGGACGUAAACACCAGCUUGGGCUACAUGGACGUAAACACCAGCCUGGGCUACAUGGACGCAAACACCAGCCUGGGCUACAUGGACGUAAACAACAACAACUGGCGUCUCCGCCAAUCAGCUGCGACUUGUGUUAUGUCAACACACAUUCACAAUUGCCGCAAUUUUUUUUAUAUGAAUAUAUUUCCGAAGUAA